AUGACGAUUGCUGGGCAGCAGCUGGAUGCCAUGUGUACUUGUAGUUGCAAGGACCGCUGCUGUGUGGCCAAUGCGGAAGGGCAGCGGGUGCACCAUCUAUCAGGCAGCCACGCGUGCACAGGGCAGCUGGAGUCGGAUUGGCAGGGGUGGAAGAUGGUUGCAUCAGCACACUCAUGCAACUGUGCACUAAAGAUAAGGCCCAACACCCGAGUGGCUGCUGACAUGUGGAUUGGCCACCUGGCGACUACAUGUGUGAUGGUCAUACCAGUGCUGGGCCAUUUGCUGGUCAAGCAGGGCAACCUAAGUGCUUUGCAAGUUGGGCUGCAUGACAUCAUGGGGCCCACUCUGGUCAUGGUGUGUGGCACCACCCCACUGCUCAAGCAGACUGCCAACAUGGCUGGGGGCAAGCUGCAAGCUGGGGGUCCCAUGCCUGCUUUGAGUGGGCAGCAGGUGACAAUGCUGUUUGUGAAAGUCAAGGUGGACAACCCUGCCACUGUCGAGCUAGUUUGGUCCAAGGUUGCUGCACUGGAUCUCAGCCAGCUGUGGAACAAGCUACCUCAUCACAAAGCAGCAGGCAGUUCCAUGCAGCAGGUUGACAUGGUGGGCCACAUGUAUGUGGCCACUGACAGUAGCAAUCUGGCUGGAUGGUAUGGCAGUGCAGGCACCCUGUCUCCGGUGGACAUGGAGUGGAGUCCACUGAAGGGCCAGGCGGAAAUGCAGUGGAGCCCUGACAAUCUAACAGGUGACGGAUCACCUGGACACAUUGGGACGGAUGGAGAGGUGGAGAUCCGUAUUGUUGCCACUGAAGAAGCAACGGUUGGCGACGGAUGUGCAGGCACGGAGCCAUUUGCUUGGGUGACGGCAGAGGAAGGCGACGGUGACGGAUCACCUGGACACAUUGGGACGGAUGGAGAGGUGGAGAUCCGUAUUGUUGCCACUGAAGAAGCAACGGUUGGCGACGGAGGUGCAGGCUCAAGCUAA
This is a messenger RNA of Volvox carteri f. nagariensis, 981 nucleotides long. RefSeq lists its product as uncharacterized. NCBI's taxonomy places the organism in Eukaryota, Viridiplantae, Chlorophyta, Chlorophyceae, Chlamydomonadales, Volvocaceae. The record is from RefSeq and is a predicted model, not a curated record. The transcript is spliced from 10 exons. Bases 1 to 981 code for a protein of 326 amino acids.